This is a messenger RNA of Lachancea thermotolerans CBS 6340, 990 nucleotides long. RefSeq names its product Ggc1p (gene GGC1). Gene Ontology annotation, molecular function: guanine nucleotide transmembrane transporter activity. Gene Ontology annotation, cellular component: mitochondrion. Bases 1 to 990 code for a protein of 329 amino acids. The record is from RefSeq and is a predicted model, not a curated record. NCBI's taxonomy places the organism in Eukaryota, Fungi, Ascomycota, Saccharomycetes, Saccharomycetales, Saccharomycetaceae. The transcript has a single exon.
AUGGCGCGCGUGGACCCCGCAGGCGGUGAGCGUACCAAACAAGGUUCGAGCACAGAGCAGAGACCACCUCACAGCAGAGAGCAGCAAGCGCGUAUGUCCAACGACAAGAAGCAAUCAGGCACGGCACGCGUGCUAGGGUCGGCGUCCGCCGGGAUCCUGGAGAUCGGGGUGUUCCACCCAGUCGACACGGUGUCGAAGCGGCUGAUGUCGAACCACAGCCGGAUCGCGUCGGCCGCGCAGCUGAACGCGGUGGUGUUCCGUGAGCACGCAGGCGAGGCGCUGGGCAAGCGUCUGUUCACGCUGUUCCCCGGGCUGGGGUACGCGGCGACGUACAAGAUCCUGCAGCGGGUGUACAAGUACGGCGGGCAGCCGUUCGCCAACGAGUUCCUGAACCGCAACUUCAAGGCGGACUUCGACGCGGCGUUCGGCGAGAAGACGGGUAAGGCGCUGCGGUCCGCGACCGCGGGGUCGCUGAUCGGGAUCGGUGAGAUCGUGCUGCUGCCGCUGGACGUGCUGAAGAUCAAGCGCCAGACCAAUCCGGAGGCGUUCAAGGGCCGCGGUUUCUUGCGGAUCCUGCGCGACGAGGGCCUGGGCCUGUACCGUGGCUGGGGGUGGACCGCGGCGCGUAACGCGCCCGGGUCGUUCGCGCUGUUCGGUGGUAACGCGUUCGCCAAGGAGUACAUCCUGGGGCUGAAGGACUACUCGUCCGCGACCUGGUCGCAGAACUUCGUGUCGUCCAUUGUGGGUGCGAGUGCGUCGCUGAUCGUGUCCGCGCCGCUGGACGUGAUCAAGACCCGUAUCCAGAACCGUAACUUCGACAACCCGGAGAGCGGCUUCCGCAUCGUGCGCAAUACGCUGAAGAACGAGGGCGCGACCGCGUUCUUCAAGGGCCUGACACCCAAGCUGCUGACGACGGGCCCCAAGCUGGUGUUUUCGUUCGCCCUGGCGCAGUCCCUGAUCCCUGCCUUCGACAAGCUGCUGGCGCAGUAG